Corapipo altera (White-ruffed manakin) is the source of this 4013-nucleotide messenger RNA. It is a transcript of the gene TRAPPC13, whose product is annotated as trafficking protein particle complex 13. The record is from RefSeq and is a predicted model, not a curated record. Lineage: Eukaryota; Metazoa; Chordata; Aves; Passeriformes; Pipridae. Gene Ontology annotation, cellular component: TRAPPIII protein complex. Bases 62 to 1315 code for a protein of 417 amino acids. The transcript is spliced from 13 exons.
GCGGUCGCCGCAGCCAGCGCGGCUCCGCCCAGCUCUCCCCGCCAUAGUGCGGGUGGAAGCCAUGGACGUCAAUCAGUCCAAGCAGGAGCACUUGCUGGCUCUGAAAGUGAUGAGGCUAACCAAACCUACUUUAUUCACUAAUAUUCCGGUGACUUGUGAAGAAAGAGAUUUGCCAGGUAAUCUCUUUAAUCAACUCAUGAAAGAUGAUCCUUCUACUGUAAAGGGUGCAGAAACUUUGAUGUUAGGAGAAAUGCUGACUCUACCUCAAAAUUUUGGAAACAUAUUUCUGGGUGAGACGUUUUCCAGUUAUAUUAGUGUGCACAAUGAUAGUAAUCAGGUUGUCAAGGACAUACUGGUGAAGGCUGAUCUUCAGACGAGUUCUCAGCGUUUGAACCUUUCAGCUUCUAGUGCUGCAGUGGCAGAACUAAAACCUGACUGUUGCAUUGAUGAUGUGAUCCACCAUGAAGUAAAGGAAAUAGGAACACACAUCUUAGUUUGUGCAGUAAGUUACACUACGCAGACUGGAGAGAAGAUGUAUUUCAGAAAGUUCUUCAAAUUUCAGGUUCUUAAACCACUAGAUGUGAAAACCAAAUUCUACAAUGCUGAGAGUGACCUCAGUUCUGUGACAGAUGAAGUGUUUCUGGAAGCUCAAAUUCAGAAUAUCACUACCUCUCCAAUGUUUAUGGAGAAGGUUUCUUUAGAGCCAUCUAUGAUGUACAGUGUUGCAGAACUGAACACAGUUGACACAGUAGGGAAAAGUGAGUCUACUUUUGGCGCAAGGACUUACUUACAACCUAUGGAUACACGUCAAUACUUAUACUGUCUAAAACCAAAGCAAGAAUUUGCAGAGAAAGCUGGAGUAAUAAAAGGUGUAACAGUGAUUGGUAAACUAGAUAUUGUAUGGAAAACCAAUCUGGGUGAACGAGGAAGGCUGCAAACUAGCCAGCUUCAGAGAAUGGCUCCUGGCUAUGGUGAUGUAAGGCUUUCUUUGGAGACAAUACCAGACACUGUAAAUUUGGAAGAACCUUUUGACAUUACAUGUAAAAUAACAAAUUGCAGCAGUGAAAGGACUAUGGAUCUGGUUUUAGAAAUGUGCAAUACUAAUUCCAUCCACUGGUGUGGAGUUUCAGGAAGGCAACUUGGAAAGCUGCACCCAAGUUCAUCCCUCCACCUUGCACUUACAUUGUUGUCUUCAGUGCAGGGAUUGCAAAGUGUCUCUGGCUUAAGACUUACAGACACGUUUUUGAAGAGAACAUAUGAGUAUGAUGAUAUUGCACAAGUCUGUGUAGUUUCUUCUGGAGUCAAACAAAGCUGAAGAAAAAAAUUCUGUGGUUCUGCUGUGCUUGCUUUUUUUUACCAACUUCUUGAUGUUUUUGCCAUCAAAUCAUACAAAAUCCCUAUAUAGCUGUAAAUGUAAUUGUGAUGAUUUAAUUUCUCUGAGCAUUUCUUGAAUGUUUUAAAAUCUUUUAAAAACAUGCAUAUGCAUUUUAUCUACUAAAAAUAAAACCUUUGAAAAAAGUGUAGUUGUAGCAAAUUAUAUUGCAGUAACAUAACAUCACCUCAGCAUGGGAAUGAGACUGAAAAAAAUAGUAGCAAUUUAUACUUACUUUUGUAACUAUAAUUAUUUUUUAAUUAUUUAAACCAUUUAAAAAUUAUGGUUCUGACAAAACUGCUUCAGUUUGAAGGAACUGACCAUUUAAAGAGAAGCUCCUGGAAUGUAAACCCCUAAAAGAAAUAUUUUGGAGUACCUCGCAUGACAGUGUAUUUGCAUGGUACACGCACAGACAUAGGAAAUACAACUUGAUAAAGGUAUGACAUGAGAGAGUGCAGCUGGCACUGUUGGGGCACUGGCAGCUACAAAGUGGAUUAUCAGCCAAAGACUCUGCUGGUUGUGGCUCAGUCUUUGAAAAGGAGUAAUACAGCAAAUCUGGCCCAGUUAUCUGCAGUCAUGAGCAGAGUUGUGUGUCCCUGCAAUACAGGGCAUGCUGUAAACAGGCAAGUUGUUUCCCAGUUAGUAGGGAACUGAAAACUAAAACUGAAAUAUCUAUGGUCACCCAGAGGUAGCCAUUUAAUAGAGAAAAUGGUGAUUGUCUUUGCUAGUUUAACACUAGGUAAACUAAGUGUUAAAGAUUCUAAUCAACAGCUUCUUGUAUUUCUUAGCUGCCAUGUUGGUAAUUAGCUACCUUGGUUAGUUUUGACAGUAUUUUACUUAAGGCUUUCCUAUGUAUAAAAUCUGUAACCAUAGAAUUCAAUUUUAAAAUAUUGUACAAAUUUAGGACCAGCUUCCUAAAAUGAGGGAGUAAGUCCAUAUAGGAAAAAAAUUAAUUAGAACUCUAUCCUGACUAUCUAAUAAAAUGCAGAGCAACCAACAUGAACAGGUAUUUUAAAGAAUGCAAUUUAGCUGCUACAUUAGAUACAUUAACAGAUUAAACCAGUAAAACCACAACUAUCCAGACAAAAAAGUAAAUAACUUUAUUUAUAAUAUAUCCGCAAGAUAAACUGACACAAAUUGAAGGAGAUGCAACCAUAUGGUAAUAAGAGGUAGGAGAGAUACAGAAAUGGUAGAGAAGCUGCAUUAUGCCAGUAUGACUUUUUGUAACCAUGAAACAGUUAUUCUAAGUUGCACACAAUUCUUUCUCAGUAUGAGUGAUUUUACUUUGUACUUGUUACAAGACUAGAAGUGCAAACUGAAACAAUUUCUAAACUGAAUAUUUCAUUAGGUAUCUUUCAGACAUAGUUAGACAAAUAUACUCCCACGCAAGCAGAUUACAGGAGUUCACAGUUAAGUGCAAAAUAUCUUCCUCUCUUUCUUAUAUGCUGAUAUAAAACCAAUUAGGUGUAAAUCCUUAUUUGCUCAGUUAAAUGAUAAACUGCAAUUAAAUUAAAGAAAUUUACAGGGAUUGUGGUUUAGCAAGAUGAAAAGUGCAGUUACUACACAGGAAAAGAUUCCUUCUUCACCCUGUGAUUAAGACGUUGCAUGACAGAAACAAUCUAGCCUAUUCAAGGAAAAGCAGACUUUAGCAUAAAUGCUCUCUCUGUUCCUGGAUUCAAUGGAAAAGCAUGUAAUGAGAGCUCCUGUUACUGGUUUCACUGUUUUUUGUCUAGGCUAUAAAGCCCUUUUUGUUAAUAUACAAAAAACAAAGAUUGUUUACUAGUGGCAGUAUGUUUAAUUGUGGCAGUUAAAGCACGUUUCUGAAGGGUUAGCUAAUACCAUCAACGUUUUAAUAAAUACUCUGUAUUAUCUCUACUGGAGUAAACCCUAAACAUGACAGUAUUGUAGCAUGUGAAAUAUUACAACUCUAUGAAGGUGAUUUCAAGAGUAGUUUUCCAGGUAACUAACCAAUGCUUAAUUCCAUUUAACCUUGGGGAUUAUUCUUCCAUAAAUCCAGUGAGCUACAGAACUUGUACUUGACAGUAUAACUUCUACGGCCACUCUUUGAAUAGUAAUAUAGUCUGUCAUUCUUAAGGAACUCUCAAGAAGUUCUUGACAUUCUUUCUGUCUUAAAGUAAAAAGGUAACUGACUGCAUCAAGAUUGCUGUCACAAAGUAAGGAUAAAUUGAGUUUGUGGAGAGAUACUGGCAGUGCUGUCCAGUCCACUUUGGAUGUAUUGGUUCCCCCAUCAAAGUUAGUGAAACACACUUUUGAGCCGUUGAAGAUAUGAAAGAGAGAACUACGAUGAACUGUGAAGUUAAGGAGGAUAUAUGCUAGGAGCAGUGCUUCGCUCCUGACACAACAUACUACUCCAAGUAAUGUACAAACACUUGUACAGUGUAUGUAGCCCACCUACAGCAGCCAUCAGUCUUUUCUGUAAAUGGUAUCCUGUCCUGCUAAAUGUAACUUUUAACAGUUUUCUUGGGAUCUGAGCUACCUCUGAAAAAAGAUCCUGUUAGGGAUUUUCUUUUUUGUCAGCAGAUGUUAAGUUAUAAACUCUUACAUGGAAAUGUAUUUAAUGUAAAGCUUAAGUAUCUCCACAGCCUCAAAAAAAAGCACCUACACCAACUUAAAGAGAGAA